AUGAGAGCCUGUUCCUUUUUGGUCUUACUGUUGCCAGUCCUGAGAGGCCUCGGUGUCGUCUCCCCAGCCGUGUCUGCCUCCGUACUGCAAUCGAGAGCAACAACGUCCAGCCAGCGCCAUGGACUGAAAUGGCUCGGAUCAGGCCAGUCAUUACCAAAAAUUCUGGUUGUUUUCACUGGCGGAACUCUCGCCGAGGGCUCUGGUUACGGCCCCCUUGACGACACUCAAUAUGGCCAAUACAACUUGACUGCGGAGGAAAUUAUAGCACGAAAUCCGUACCUGUUCAAUGUAUCCCAACUGGCAAUCUCCAACUGGACAUCUGGUAGAACUGGCCCCUCACCCAGUCGUUCUGACGCUUUCGUCAUGAACAUGACGCGCUUCCUCGAUGACGCCCUCUGUUCUGACGACAGCGAUAUCGACGGUGCUGUCUUCACUCAUGGAACCAACUCUCUAGAAGAGACUGCAAUAUUAUUCGACCUUCUCAUCCCUUGUGACAAGCCUAUUGUCGCCGCGGGUGCCUCGCGACCCGUCUCGGCCCUCUCUGCCGAUGGUGAUGCCAAUUUCUUCCAAAGUGUCUCCCUGGCAGCCAGCCCAGCCAGCCGGGGCCGCGGUGUGCUUAUCGCCUUUUCGAACCACAUCCUGCAAGCUUUCUGGACGACCAAGAUGGUACCCACAUUUCCAGAUGGUUUCGGACAGACAGCUGGCGGCAGCCUUGGCGAAUUCCUGAACAACAUGCCUUAUUUCUUCAAUACGCCUAGUUUACCGACGGACAAACACAAGUUUGACUUGGUGACAGUUAACAAUCACGAAAGUUAUCCAUCGCUGCCUAAGGUAGACAUUCUUUUCGCCCAUCGUGAGUUUGAUGGCGGCCUCGUCACGGAUGCUGUCAAGAGAGGCGCCAAAGGCCUGGUUAUUGCGGGAACCGGCAGCGGAGCGGUUCCCACCGGAAAAGAAGAGGUUGCUGAAGCUUUUGAGAACGGAACGUACAUUGUGGUCUCGACUAGGUCCCCCUAUGGUGCCAGUGUGCCGUCUCUAUCACCAACAUACGCCAAGUCUGGGUACGUUCAUCCGCUACAGGCGAGAGUUAUGCUACAGCUUGGCAUAGCCAGUGGUUUCAGCCAAAAAGAGGUUGCAAACUUAUUUGAAGGGACAAUUAGAGAUGCCACUCUUCCAUCCUUCAUCUACGGUAUUUAA
Molecule: messenger RNA, 1194 nt
Organism: Colletotrichum truncatum
Lineage: Eukaryota; Fungi; Ascomycota; Sordariomycetes; Glomerellales; Glomerellaceae
Product: glutaminase-asparaginase
Molecular function (GO): asparaginase activity
Source: RefSeq, a predicted model, not a curated record